GCAAGUUUGUACUGAUAUAACUGUGUCCACAGGGAGGAGGAUUGUACUACUUAAGCUAUACUGGCUUCGUUAAAGCAGUACCACUUUUCUGUGUAGGAAGGCCUGAGUCAAAUUUGAAACAAAACAUGUAUGUAUAGGUGAGUGGGAAAUAAAAUCACGCUUUUUAGAGAAGGCUGUGUGGAAGAGUCAUUGUGGGGUUCGAUGUUUGUGUCUCAAUGACUCCUAGUCAAGUGUGGCCUUUUGGACUUGUAACGUGAGUGUUGGGGUGGAUGUUUCCUACGUGCCAGUGCCACAAACUCAUCCAGGACUGAGUCAAAUCAGAUUGCUGGUUAUGGAGAUUAAAUUAUGCCUUCAUGGACAUUAGUGUAGCAUCAUUAUCUUGGGUUGUCUUCCAUGGUUUUACAUGCCCUGAGGACACAAAUUGAGCAAGCAAUGGGAAUGUGGUUAACAAUUUGUUGAUGCAGGGGCUCCCAGAAUAGGAUCUCAUUUCCUCUCCCAGAGCUGUGCAGAGCUAACUGAAGUAAACAGUAAUAAAAAUGUGUUUUUGAUAGAAAACUAAGCAUGACUGAAUAUACACAGAUCUAUAGGGUAAGAAAAUGGCAUUUUGUUAUCGUUUAGAGAAGAAUCACACUUCACAUUGUUUCAUUUUCUAUUUGGCUAUGAAUAUUUUUAUCACACCUUUCUACUUUGCAGAUAUAUAUGACAUGAUACAAUGGUGAUUAAACUGUAAAAAACCUAGAUAGGUACAGUGGAAACCCAGCAAUACAACAGAGCCCAGGACUGAUUGGAUACAUGUACACAGAGGUACUUUCUUCCAAUGUGGGCUUCCAAGCUAAGUGUGGCAGGGAGGAAACCUGCCUUCAAGUCAGGGAUCAAGUUGCAAGAGCAAUAUACAACACUACUAACUGUUUAAUGUGCACACUUCCAUGGCCCAAUCAGUGUUACGCUGACAGCUCAUCAAUGGACUCAGAAGAUAAAGACAGAGAGGAAGAGAGUCUGCAGACAGCUUUCAAAAAGCUAAGAGUAGAUGCAGCAGGAUCUACCGCAUCUCUAUCUGUGGAUGAGGGAACAAGUCUGAGAGCACCGAUAAGAACAGCUAUGGAUGGAACCAAACCUCAACCUGUCUGUGCCAAAGAGACUUGGCAUGGGUGUGUGAGGAAGCCCACCAGGGGGUCAUCAAGAACCCAACGUCGCAGGCGUUCCAAGUCUCCUGUCCUGCAUCCUCCCAAAUUUACCUACUGCAGUAUGAAAGCAUCUUCUGCCCGCAGCCAGUUGAAACACAAAAGUCAGCCAGACACUUCAAAGAGUAAUAUCAGCUCAGACAUUUGUGUUGCAGAAGAACCAUGUACAGGGGACAAGUAUGGUUCCUGCUUUAAUGCCAGUGAUUGCAGAAGAGCCAGAAAUGAACCUUUGGGAGCUUCCACAACUGAACCGCCUUUGGAGAAUUCAAGAGAGAAUUCUGCUGCUGUUUCUUCGUCCUUUGAAACCAAUCUGGAUUCUAGCCAGCCUUCAGAUUUCCAGUCAUUAUCUGUGCUCAGCGAUAGCAAGCAGUGUCCUUGCGAGGACAAGGAAUGCCAGUGCAGACAGUGGCAAGACAUGGAAGUGUACUCUUUUUCUGGCUUACGGAGCGUCCUGUCGGAAUGUGAAAAGGCAGUGCUAGAAGUCCAUUCCCAGUCUCUGCAGAACAAAUCACCCUCUGGUGUGGCUUCGUCAGGUUCUCCCCGAUCUUGUUCUGAGCAAGCUCGAGCCUUCGUGGACGAUGUGACAAUUGAAGAUCUUUCAGGAUACAUGGAAUAUUACUUAUAUAUUCCCAAGAAAAUGUCCCACAUGGCAGAAAUGAUGUACACUUGACUACAAGGAAUCCAUGGAGAAUCAUGGGCUGGAAAUUCAGUAGUAAUGAGUGGAUGAAGUGCUCCCUCAGACCCAGGGAUGGGAAUUUGGCCAUUCUCAUUGCUGUGUAUUUGAUCAAAUGUUUCUUUGCACCAUACAGUGUAGUUUUUUAAUAAAGUGAAAAACAGACAA
Mauremys mutica (yellowpond turtle) is the source of this 2022-nucleotide messenger RNA. RefSeq names its product oxidative stress-responsive serine-rich protein 1-like. Gene Ontology annotation, biological process: cellular response to hydrogen peroxide. The transcript is spliced from 5 exons. Lineage: Eukaryota; Metazoa; Chordata; Testudines; Geoemydidae. The record is from RefSeq and is a predicted model, not a curated record. The coding region runs from base 793 to 1851 and encodes 352 amino acids.